GAAGGCAACUGGAACAGUGGUUGGCUGAGAGCAAAGGUCCUGGUGGGAGGGGAGGGCUCAGCUGGGCUGGCUGGAGCGGGGCAGAGCGUGGGAGCACCAAGCGGGCCGGAGGGAGGUUGUGUACAGCAGUGAGGAGCCUGCAGAGGAACAUGGCGCUGCUCUGGGGGCUCCUGGCGCUCAGCCUCUCCUGCCUGUCAAGCCUGUGCUCAGCGGGGUUCCCUCUCCUCUCCCCCUCCCUCUCUCAGCAGUUCUCUCCUGUGAGCACCAUGGAGCCCUUGGAUAUGCAGCUAAUGAGCGGGCAGGCCCAGCAGAAGCUGCCCCCACUUUCCCUCCUCAAGCUGGACAACCAGGAGCCAGGUGGCCAGAUUGCCCCGAAGAAGGCCCCAGAAGACUGCAAGUUGUCCCCAACCCCGGAGCAGACACGCAGGCUGGCCCGGGCCAUGAUGACCUUCACCACAGACCUCUUCUCCCUGGUGGCCCAAAGCUCCACCAGUCCCAACCUCAUCCUGUCACCUCUGAGUGUGGCCCUGGCACUGUCUCACCUGGCACUAGGUGCUCAGAACCAAACGCUGCAAAGGCUGAAAGAGGUGCUGCAUGCAGACUCAGGGCCCUGCCUCCCCCACCUGCUCAGCCGCCUCUGCCAGGACCUGGGGCCUGGGGCUUUCCGGUUGGCUGCCAGAAUGUAUCUGCAGAAAGGAUUUCCCAUCAAAGAGGACUUCCUGGAACAAUCAGAACAGCUCUUUGGUGCAAAGCCCAUGAGCCUGACGGGAAUGAAGGGGGAGGACCUGGCGAACAUUAACCAAUGGGUGAAGGAGGCCACGGAGGGGAAGAUCGAGGAUUUCCUCUCAGAUCUGCCAGAUGACACAGUGUUGCUUCUCCUCAAUGCCAUCCACUUCCAGGGCUUCUGGAGGAGCAAGUUCGACCCGAACCUCACACAGAGAGAUGCUUUCCACCUGGACGAGCAGUUCACGGUGCCGGUGGACAUGAUGCAAGCCCUCACGUAUCCGCUGCACUGGUUCCUGCUGGAGCAGCCUGAGAUCCAGGUGGCUCAUUUCCCCUUUAAGAACAACAUGAGCUUCGUGGUCCUGAUGCCCACCCGCUUUGAGUGGAACGUAUCCCAGGUGUUGGCCAACCUGACCUGGGACAUCUUGCACCAGCCCCUGCUGCGGGAGAGGCCCACCAAGGUCCAGCUGCCUAAGCUGCGUCUCAAAUACCAACUGGACCUGGUGGCCACCCUCAGCCAGCUGGGCCUGCAGGAGUUAUUCCAGGCCCCGGACCUGCGUGGGAUCUCCGAUGAGAGGCUGGUGGUGUCCAGUGUGCAGCAUCAGUCGGCGCUGGAGCUCAGCGAGGCCGGCGUGCAGGCGGUCGCGGCAACCAGCACGGCUAUGUCCCGCAUGUCCCUAUCCUCCUUCAUCGUGAACCGCCCCUUCCUCUUCUUCAUCCUUGAGGACAGCACGAGCCUGCCCCUCUUCGUGGGCAGUGUGAGGAACCCCAACCCGGGCGCGCAGCCGGAGCGCAAGGAGCAGCAGGACUCCCCCGACGGCAAGGACUCCUUCCAGGAUCACAAAGGCCUCCCCCGCGGAGACAAGCCCUUCGACCCAGACUUGAAACUUGGGCCACCCUCGGAAGAGGAUUACCCUCAGCCUAGCAGCCCCAAGUGAGGGGCUGUGGCCUCCAUCAUCCCGAGUCUCUGCUUGGACCAACCUCUCAACUCAUGUGACUCUUUCCAAAAACAGCUUUGUGGGAUUGGGGCUGGGGGCCUAGGGAGGGCAGUCUGGGAGAGGGGAGGAAGGGAGCCGUUCUCUUGUCUCCUCUUGGGGAGUUUGGGAUGGGGUGGCGCUGGGAGGAGGGCAGGCAUCAGGGAACCAUGGGCCUCGGUCCCACAUCGCUUCUUCCAAAGAGGCCCAGAGGGUGUCCUGGUUUGGGGCUCAGACAGAGGGGCAGCGGUGGAUCAUUUUGUCGGGAAGGUAGGUAGUUUAUUCCCUAGGGCAGCUGUGUGCCUCCACACUUGUUUACCAGAGAGGGAGGGACAGGGAGGAGGGGACACCCUGGCCGAGGAGAGGGGGCGGCUGUCUUGAGGUUGCACAACACGGGUGGAGGUUGAGCUCCCUGCACCACUGCCUCCUGAGCUGCCCAGGGCCCACCAGCCUCCCGCCCACUGUCACCUCAGUCUCCCCGCUGGUCCUUGGAGGUACCAACACUGCCAAGACUCCUCUUCUUCCUUCUCCCCUCUGCCCCCUCUGCGCUGCGUCUCAGUGGCUGAGAGGGUGGGGAAGGGGGGGCAUUAGCUGCCGAAGGCUCUUUUGUAAAGUUUUUGUAGUGAUUUUUACGCCACCUGAAUAAAGAAUGAAUGGGCCUGUC
This is a messenger RNA of Bubalus bubalis (water buffalo), 2361 nucleotides long. RefSeq names its product serpin family F member 2 (gene SERPINF2). The transcript is spliced from 10 exons. The coding region runs from base 150 to 1661 and encodes 503 amino acids. Gene Ontology annotation, molecular function: serine-type endopeptidase inhibitor activity. Gene Ontology annotation, biological process: negative regulation of endopeptidase activity; negative regulation of fibrinolysis. NCBI's taxonomy places the organism in Eukaryota, Metazoa, Chordata, Mammalia, Artiodactyla, Bovidae. The record is from RefSeq and is a predicted model, not a curated record.